Capronia coronata CBS 617.96 is the source of this 1206-nucleotide messenger RNA. RefSeq lists its product as uncharacterized. Gene Ontology annotation, biological process: dephosphorylation. The record is from RefSeq and is a predicted model, not a curated record. Lineage: Eukaryota; Fungi; Ascomycota; Eurotiomycetes; Chaetothyriales; Herpotrichiellaceae. Gene Ontology annotation, molecular function: phosphoprotein phosphatase activity. The transcript has a single exon. The coding region runs from base 1 to 1206 and encodes 401 amino acids.
AUGGAUGGCAAAUUCCUAUCGCCCUUCAUCCAUCGUCGCCCAGACGGCCAGCCCCUGACGGAAGCAGAGGUCGAGGCGGAAGAGGCCCGUCGAAAGGCUGACCGGCAAGCCACGCCAGAACCCAAGAACUUCGCCGUGGCCUUUCCUGAAAACCUACCCACUCCACCAUUCCUCCAUGUCGAAGGGGUUCCCAACUUUCGCGAAUUAGGUGGAUACAUAUGCCAGCCUCCUUCGACAGCAGAUGUCUCGCAACAAUCACCAACCUACGCUCUCCGUCGCGGACUACUGUUCCGUUGCGCACACCCAACGCAUCUAACCCCAAAGGGUGCGGAGUAUCUCACCAAAAAGCUUGACAUUCACGACAUGUACGACCUGCGAUCCGCACCAGAAAUCAACCGGUUGGCGGCCACCGUAGCCCACAGCGCGAAGGGUGUAUAUCCCCUCGCAGAUCCAAACACGGGCUGCAUCGACCACUGCCCCGGCCUAAAACGACAUUUCACACCCGUCUACCAGAGCGAAGACUACGGUCCAGUCGCCCUCGCUACAAAACUGGCCUGGUACACGACAGUACAUAUGCACGACGAGGAAGUAGGCUACGCCUACUCGGAAGGCUUCGUCAAAGCGUACCGCGACAUCGCCGUGCACGGCGCCACGCAAGCAUAUCGUCUCAUGUUCCGGCAUUUGCUCGAGAAUCCAUCGCAACCCUUAAUCUUCCACUGCACGGCCGGUAAGGACCGCACAGGCGUGUUCGCCGCGCUGGUUCUCAAGCUAAUCGGUGUCGACGAGGAGACGAUCUGUUGGGAAUACGCGCUCACGGAGCCCGGACUGGGAGACUGGCGCAACCAAUUCAUCGACCGGAUGACGCAGACCGGCUUGGGCAGCGGCGGUGGCAGUAAUUCCCCGGACCGUCCGGAGAAGAUCUACAUCGGUAGUGAGAGUAAGGACGGUAAGGACCGACCAGGCAUGACGCGCGAAGAGGCCGCCUUGAUCUGCGGCUCGCGCGCCGGAAAUAUACGUGCGUUCUUGAAAACCGUCGUCGAUGCCGAAUUUGGCGGCGUCGAGAGGUAUCUCGUGGAGAAAUGCGGGUUCAGUCCCGACGAGGUCCAGAGGCUGCGUGACAACUUAAUCGCCGAGGUGCCGGAGGAUCAGGUCGUCGUGCCAUGUCCGAUUGAUGGCUGGUCUCCUGAGCAUGGUUGUUCGGAUUAA